AUGGUGUUCGCAGUCGCAGCGUGGACUCCGUACCAGCGCAACGUGCAUGCGUUCAGCACGCGCUCGUCGACGCUCUCGGCGCUCUUAAGUCCGCACCGGUCCGAGAUGAGCGCGUCCUUCUCGAGCCCGACCGAGUCGCGCGCGGACCGCGUCGCGAAGGAGGCGAAAGCGCUCAAGAAGCGAACGCACCAGAUCGAGUGGGACGCGCGCACCGACUUUUUGAGCGGAACGUGGCUGCGCAAGAGCGCUACGACGACGAGCCUGCGCCGCCUCCGUGCACAUGCCGAGGCCGCGCUGCACAAGCGCGGGCUUGCGAUCCUCGACGCGGCCAACGACGCCAACUGGGAAGCUGCGCUGGCCACAGACAUUUUGUACCAAGUGUUGUCGCGGCAAGUGGCGUGGCUGCAAGCGAUUGCGGCGCACGUGAAGAAGCACGCGGGCACGACGUCGCUUCGCCGCCGGUCGGCCGAUGAUGCGUUCGCGCGCCGCAGCGACGACGUCAAGGCCGCGUUCCAGGACGACACGUACCUCGCGGCGCACGUCUCGAGCUUGUCGCUGCUACUGCAGGCGACGGCAACCCCCUUCCAUGCGAGCGACGACCCGUCCAACUUUGACUUUGCCUUUGAGAUGGUGCUGGUGACGUCGCAGUUUUACAAAACCGAGGUCGGACUGCGUCUCGAGCGCACGGCCAUUGCCGCGUUCAAGGACAUUUGCCAUCAUGUGGUGCCCCGGGCUACGUUCACGGCGCUCCACCGCGAGAUUUGCGCCCACUUGGCGACCGAGCACGGCGUGUCGGCGGUCGACCACACGCUCCGGCGCCUUGUGCGGCGACUGCUGUGCGGCCGACUCGGGGCUGCCUUCUACGCGCCUGCCGUCACCACGCUAGCGCAAGACCAAAGGCAGUUUGAUGCAAGCGUUGAGAGCGUGAGGCAGCUCUCGCUCACCGACGUCGGUCUCAUCGACGUUGGUGUGGCCCACGAUGAGAUCUCGCUGUGUCGAACGAUUGACGCGAUCGAAGAGCUCCCGGUGCUUUUGCCGGACGACAUGCUCCAGACGCUCAUGACCGCGAUCGCGACGCUUCAUGACGAAGUCGGUGACGCACUCGGCGUCACGUCAUCGCUGUGCCUCUCGGCCGACAUUGUGCUCCCGAUUCUGGUCUCGGUCUUAUCGAAUGCUCAGCUGCCGCUGCUGUACAUGCAGCUGCAUGCGAUGGAGGCCAUGGGUCUCGAAGACGCGUCGGUCGGUGGCGAAACGUCCUACUACGUGGCACUCUUGCAGGCCGCCGCGGCCGCCGUGGUCCAGCACGCGGCCUCGUAG
Saprolegnia parasitica CBS 223.65 is the source of this 1317-nucleotide messenger RNA. RefSeq lists its product as hypothetical. The coding region runs from base 1 to 1317 and encodes 438 amino acids. Lineage: Eukaryota; Oomycota; Saprolegniomycetes; Saprolegniales; Saprolegniaceae. The record is from RefSeq and is a predicted model, not a curated record. The transcript has a single exon.